Brassica oleracea var. oleracea is the source of this 1015-nucleotide messenger RNA. RefSeq lists its product as uncharacterized. Lineage: Eukaryota; Viridiplantae; Streptophyta; Magnoliopsida; Brassicales; Brassicaceae. The transcript is spliced from 5 exons. Bases 237 to 965 code for a protein of 242 amino acids. The record is from RefSeq and is a predicted model, not a curated record.
UAAUCAAACAAUUAAAAACACAUUAAUUAACGAAGAGAUUGCACAUCCUAGGCUCGAGAUGACUCAUUUAAAUUAAGCAUUAAGCUAGUAGUCACUCUCUCCAGGCGCCGUUCUCUCUUUUCUCUCUCUCUCUCCUUCUGGGAAUGGUAACUCAAUUUCACCACUGAGAGCUCAAAAUUCGCUUACUUCAUCCCCUUCCCCGAGUAAACCACCUCACAUAGACAGAAAGUUGUGUCAUGAUGGAAACAAAAGAAUUCCCUGCAUGGCUUGAGGUUUUGCUUAAGGAGAAGUUUUUCAACGCUUGUUUGGAGCAUGAAGCAGUUAAGAAGAACGAGAAGAACAUCUUGUGUAUUGACUGUUGUCUUUCCAUCUGCCCUCACUGUCUCCCUUCACACAACUCUCAUCGUCUUCUUCAGAUAAGAAGGUAUGUGUAUAACGACGUUUUGAGAGUAGAGGAUGGUUCCAAGCUAAUGGACUGCUCUUUAAUUCAGCCAUACAUAACGAACAGUUCAAAGGUUGUGUUCAUCAAUGAACGUCCACACUCACGACAGUUUCGUGGCUCCGGCAACUUCUGCUACACCUGUGACCGGUCUCUCCAGUCUCCUUACGUCUUCUGCUCUCUCUCCUGCAAGAUUAGUGACGUCAUAAUGAGACAAAGAGGACUCUCGGGGUUUCUCCACGUCUGCAACUAUCUUCAAUUAACGGACGAAGGAGCAACAACAUCUACUACGCCUAGCUCCACGCUCGAAGCAACAGAUUCAGGCGGUGACGGAGGAGUGGACAUGUUCUGGUGUCAGGCGCUCGCUUGCACCGCGUCAACUGAAGUCGUUAGGAAGAAGAGAAGCAGCUUGACGGCGACUUGCGGGAGAGUCACGACGGCGGUUGCUUCGACCAACACGGAAGCUCCGGUGAACUUUUUCAACCGGAGGAAGAAUACUCCACCGCAACGAGCACCGCUCUAUUAGGUCCGUAUGGUAAGUAGAAUGAAUACACGUAACGUAACAAUAUAGUCGUC